This is a messenger RNA of Symbiodinium sp. CCMP2592, 1935 nucleotides long. NCBI's taxonomy places the organism in Eukaryota, Dinophyceae, Suessiales, Symbiodiniaceae. The record is from the annotation of a GenBank genome assembly.
AUGGCACCAUUGGGCGCCUUCGUCGUCCUGUGCAUGCGAUUUCUGGUGGCCGCCCCAGAAGUUCCUCAGGAGGCCAUUCGGAAGCUCACGGGCGAUUUGUCGCCCAACCUGUCUGCGGAAUUGCAAGAUCGAGUGGAGUCUGUGCUUAUUUAUCACUUCCGAAGCAAGCACUUCCUGGAUGUUCAAGCAUCGCUGCCUGGAGAGCUAGAUUGGUCCUCGCAGCCGUCCCCUUGGCGAAGCUACCACGGCGCCCAAAGAGUCCAGCUUCCGCACAGCCUUGCCCCGCUGGAGGCGGCCUCCAGCCCGGUGCCGCUUUCCCUUGCGAGCCUUGGAGCGUUUCUUCGCCUUGGCGCGGGCAUCUCCGCCUGGAAGAGCUAUGAUGGGCUGCAUAUGUGGGCUUUGCGCGUGAUGCCUUCUUCUGGCAACCUGCAGACGACUGAGUUUCACGUGGUGCUGCCGCCGCUCGAUGGGCUCGCAGCAGUAGCAGCGGUGAAGCACGGCAGCAAGAGCAGGGACGGCGACUUGUAUCACUUCCAGCCUGAGAUGCAUGCCUUGGAGUUCCGGCUGCCGGCGCCCAACGAGUUCGUGACUGCUGCGGAUGGAUCUGCGGGCUUCCUGGUGGCGCUGACCUCGCUGUGCAUCCGCGAAGCUUGGAAGUAUGGGGAGCGGGCGCUUCGCUCCUGCCACUUGAACCUCGGCCACGCCGUGGCAGCCCUGGAUGCAGCCUGCAACGUCUUCGGCUGGAGCUUAGAGGAAGGCCCGCCAGCACUCAAUGCCGACAGCAUCCUUAGGACAGUCCUCGGCCUGGGAGAGGUCGGGAGCAAAGACGAGCCGGGAGAGCGACCAGAGCUGGCGCUCUUCGUGCGUACCUCCGCGAGGGCUUCAGAUGUUGGCGUCUGGCCGGCCUACCUCACGACGGAGACCAUCGGGAAGUUGUACCGGCAAGCGCAUAUGGAAACUCAAGGCGUUCCAGCGCCCCUUCGGCCUCAGCGGCCCGCGGCGGCGCCAAGUUGGCCGGCCAUGGAUACUGCGCAAGAGGGUGCGGUCAUGGCCUUGGUUGAGGAGGCCGGGGAGCAAGAAGAGCCCACGACCCGGGCACUGGAGCACUCGGCGCUGAGGCAUCUUCUCGGAGACCCGCUGUUGGAAGCAAUCCUCAAUCGGAGGUCUGUGCUGAGGAUGUCGGAUGAGCAGCCCCCACUGCCUGAGGCAGACUUUCUCCGGAUUCUCCACGUGGCCUGCAGGGCCGUGCCGGAGCCACGCGCCGGGCAUCUGGCGGCUGGCACGGGAUCCGCGGUGAAUGUUCUACUCAUGCUCCACAAGGUGGAGAGCUUCCUGCAAGGGCUCUAUGUUCUGACUCGUGCCAGAGCUUCGGAGGAGGAGCUCUUCGCUUUCGUGAAGCAGACACCGGAGCGUGUGCAGCGCACGGAGAGUGGGAGUCCUCUGGAUCUGCCAGAAGGCUGCGCUCUGUGGGCUCUAGCCCGCCCAGUCGACGUGCGCCAUGCAGCGCAGAUCUCCGCGUGUGGGCAGGAGGUGGCGGGCGCCGGGAGCUUUGCCGCCGCAUUCUUCGGCGCUUUCACCGGGUGGCGCCAUCCGAGGAGAUACCUGGAGCUCCUCUGGCAUGCCGGGGCGCUGGGCCAUGUAUUCUACUUAGCCGCGGAGGCCGCAGGAUUCGGCGCCACAGGAAUGGGCUGCUUCAUGGACGAUAUGGCUCUGGCCCUGCUGCGCGACCCGUGGUCCAUGGAGGCAAAGGGGGCCAGUUCUUCACAAAGCUUCUCAGCAGAGGAAUCUCAGCUCCAGGUGCUCUACUUCGUGACCGUGGGCAAGGCGAGUUCUGACCCGCGGCUUCUGAGCUUUGACCCCUACCAGCAUCUACAGGAGGGCUUCUCCUACGAAGCCCUACAGGGUGGCAUGGGGCGAAUCUUCCAGACGACUUGA